AACAAAGCCAAAACAUCUUUACAAACAGUCUAUAGCACUGCAAGCUCCAAUCAAUGGAGUCUAUGCUCUGUCUUCUCUCACCAUCUCCUACAAAGCUCUCUCCUUUCAAGAAACUAACUUCAACUUGUGCCUUAAAAACUACAUUUUCCUCUUUAUCAUUUGCUUCCAUGACCUCUCCUCCACAGCCAAAAACACCCUCUACAAAAAAACUCUCUUCUUCAAAACCCACCAAAACCCUAUCUCCAAAAACACCCACAACAUCAACGAGUGUUCAAGAAACAAGCACUCCAUUCUCUCCUCCUCUCAAAAAGGUUCUGGUGCCAAUAGGUUUUGGUACAGAAGAAAUGGAAGCAGUUAUUAUCGUUGAUGUUUUGAGGAGAGCUGGUGCUGAGGUAAUUGUUGCUUCAGUAGAACCACAGCUUGAAGUUGAAGCUGCAGGUGGCACUAGGCUUGUUGCUGAUACCUCCAUUUCCAAAUGUGCCAAUGAAGUUUUCGAUCUUGUUGCUUUGCCGGGAGGAAUGCCAGGCUCCGCAAGGUUGAGAGAUUGUGAAGUUCUCAGGCAAAUUACAAGCAAACAAGCUGAGGAUAAGAGAUUAUAUGGAGCUAUAUGUGCCGCUCCGGCAAUCACUCUUCUUCCAUGGGGCCUUCUGAGGAGAAAGCAGAUGACAGGUCACCCUGCAUUUAUGGACAAGCUUCCUACUUUCUGGGCUGUUGCAUCAAAAAUUCAAGUUUCAGGAGAGCUUACAACAAGCCGCGGUCCAGGAACUUCUUUCGAGUUUGCUCUAUCCUUAGUAGACCAGCUGUUUGGAGAGUCUGUUGCCAAGGAGGUUGGACAAUUGUUGCUAAUGCAAGCUGAUGAUGACACCCAGAGAAAAGAAGAAUAUAACAAAGUUGAAUGGUCUUUUGAUCACAAUCCUCGUGUUCUCCUUCCAAUUGCAAAUGGUUCUGAAGAGAUUGAAAUAGUUGCUAUUGUAGAUAUUUUAAGGCGGGCAAAGGUGGAUGUUGUGGUUGCUUCAAUUGAAAAAUCAGUGCAAAUUUUGGCAUCACGAGGCAUAAAAAUUGUCGCUGACAAGUUAAUUGGUGAUGCUGCUGAAUCAGUAUAUGAUCUAAUCAUUCUACCAGGAGGAAAUGCUGGGGCUGAGCGGCUACACAAAUCUAAGGUUCUAAAGAAGCUGCUCCAAGAGCAAUAUACAGCUGGCAGAAUAUAUGGAGCAGUUUGUUCUUCCCCUGCAGUUCUUCACAGACAGGGUUUACUAAAGGAUAAGAGAGCCACUGCACACCCCUCUGUUGUGACCAACCUAAACAAUGUAUCAAAUGGUGCCAAAGUAGUUAUUGACGGUAAAUUGAUCACAAGCAAGGGACUUUCUACCGUAACAGAUUUUGCUUUGGCUAUUGUGAGCAAGCUUUUUGGCCAUGCAAGGACAAGAUGUGUAGCUGAGGGCCUUGUUUUUGACUAUCCCAGGAGUUAGGCCAUCAGGUCCUUCUGGACGAAAGGCAAUUUGGAAGAUCCCUGUUCCAUGGAGAACAGUCUAUUCCCUGAACUCAUAUCAGCCAGUUAAGAAAGAAAAUCCUCUUUCUGAGGUGCUUGCCUAAUGGAUAUUUACGAGACUCAUGUUCGUCCAGAUACAGAAUCCUGAUUGCUUUUUUGGAUAGCAGAACGAGGGAGAGUUGACAUUUGCCUGUCUGUGAAGCCCAAAGCUACUCGCCCAAUGGCGAUUAACAGAAGAUGUGUUGUGAGCUGAAGCUAACAUCUCCAAAUGUCUGCUGAAGAACAGACUUGUUUGCAAACUUUAUAUGAUAAUUCAGUGCCGAACAGUAUGAAUGGACAUAGAAAUGGCUCUGUGUAACAACUGGGCAACGCAGCUGCUUUUUAUUCAUCCCAUCUUGCUCAUGUUGCAUUAGCAACACCAGGGAUUUCAGUUCGGACCUGUGUUAUUGUGGACUUUUUCUCGUUGCCAACGAAUGAUAAAGAUUACAAGCUUAAAUCA
This is a messenger RNA of Populus trichocarpa (black cottonwood), 1988 nucleotides long. Its product is annotated as protein DJ-1 homolog C. Lineage: Eukaryota; Viridiplantae; Streptophyta; Magnoliopsida; Malpighiales; Salicaceae. The transcript is spliced from 8 exons. Gene Ontology annotation, biological process: protein deglycation, glyoxal removal; guanine deglycation, glyoxal removal. The record is from RefSeq and is a predicted model, not a curated record. Gene Ontology annotation, cellular component: cytosol; nucleus. Gene Ontology annotation, molecular function: protein deglycase activity. The coding region runs from base 54 to 1469 and encodes 471 amino acids.